GGCUUUAACUACCAUCUGUAAAAUCCCGUACGUCCCUUUAUAUGGCAAAGCAAAAUAUUAUACUUUACGUCGUAGGAAGAUAUUGGAAUUUGGAACAUUACAACCACAAAUAAAAUCCCCCAAAACAAAAUUACAUUACCAUAUUCUACACACCUAUCUCGAUCACAUCCCCUCACUAUCACCAGGUAGCGUAGCCAUGCCCAAUCCACACUCAUCGUCCGCUACUAAAACAAAAGGCCAUCCUACCAAGAAGAACGUGCACGUGACGGCACUGGACAGUGUGGUGGAUGUGAACUCACUGUUCACCAUUGCCAUGUUUUUGGGGCUGGAUUAUGAUCUGGUCUCGCCGGAGGAGUUGCAGAGCCUUAACGUCCGGGAGGAGUGCCAGCCGGGAGCCAACACCGCCAAGAUGCUCGUCGUCUUCGAGAUCAUCUCCUUCAGCUUCUACCUCUUAUCCUCCCUCGUCGCCCUCUCGACCAAGCUGUCGCUGGAUCUCCAGGCCGCCGGAGAGGAUGAUGGCUCCCCGGAGUCGUCGUUUUGGUUGACGACGGGAGUCCUCUUCUCGGCGAUGUCGUCGAUGGUGGGGUGCUUGUUCUUGCUGGUGUCUGUGGUGUAUGUGGUCGAGUUGAGGCUGGGAGUGCUUUCUUGCAUGGCUGCGUCCACCCUUGUGAGUGUUGCGUUCUUGAUCCCGUUGUCGUUGACCGGAAUAAUCAUCUACGUUUUUGUGUCCAUCACCGUAUAUGUUAGCCGUGCUAGUGGCCCCGAUGCCGCCGCCGCUGCCGGCGGCCAACAGGAAGCCUAGAAUUCAAAAACUGGAAAGGCGAGCGGCUCAGCCCAACUAUUUUAUGUAUUUUCCUCCUGCCGUAGGUAUAUGGGUGUAUAAAUCUGGCGUUGACAUCAAUAAAAUAAAAUUUGAAUUUGAAAAAA
Molecule: messenger RNA, 927 nt
Organism: Ipomoea nil (Japanese morning glory)
Lineage: Eukaryota; Viridiplantae; Streptophyta; Magnoliopsida; Solanales; Convolvulaceae
Exons: 2
Coding region: 197-802 (201 amino acids)
Source: RefSeq, a predicted model, not a curated record